GUAAUCCAGUAAGAAAGUAGGCAAGGCCCGCCCAAACUGAAACCUUUCUCGAAUUCAUUAAACAAAAGCCCAGGUCCUGAUUAGCGCCGAAAUUUCACUGAAUAGAAACGGAACUGAUGAUGCAAAUUUUCUUCUUUUUUUUAAUAUUUUCUUUUGAGUUUUGAGACUUCUUCAUCAUCAAUUCAUCAUCAUCACGUUCGAGAUUUGUAGCAGAGAUGGAACAAGUUGGUAGAAUCUCGAGUGUUUGAGUCAAACAAUGGAGAAGCUGCGAAGAUUGGUGACCCAAAUAGCCCUCACGCCGCCUUCUGAAAGACUCACUAACCUCUCUCCCUUUCAAUUGUCACUCAUCCCACUCCUCUCCUUCGCUUCCUCCGUCUACGGCCUUGGUAUCUCUCUCCGCCGCGGUCUUUACCGCCUUGGUGUAUUCCGCAAGCACAGGUUGCCAGUGCCAGUUAUUAGCGUUGGGAAUUUGACAUGGGGAGGUAAUGGGAAGACUCCAAUGGUGGAGUUCAUUGCUCGUUGGUUACUUGAUUCUGGCAUUUCACCUCUUAUCUUAACGCGGGGUUAUGGAAGUGGAGAUGAGGCCAAAAUGCUUCAACGGCAUUUCCAUGGGACUUCUGCUAAAGUUGGUGUGGGUGCUAACAGGGCUGCCACAGCAGCUAAAUAUGAUUGUGUGAAUAUUUGUUGCAGUACAUCCUUCAAAGGGGCAUUUCAGAGUAACUCCAGGGUCUCAGAUAAAAUUGGAUUAGCAAUCUUAGAUGAUGGAAUGCAGCAUGUGUGCUUGUGUCGCGACUUGGAGAUUGUGAUGGUAAAUGCUAUGAUGCCGUGGGGUAAUAAGAGGCUACUUCCUCUCGGACCAUUAAGGGAGCCUUUGACUGCUCUGGAGAGAGCAGAUAUUGUUGUAAUUCAUCAUGCAAACUUGGUUGGUGAACAAGAUCUUGAGGCCAUUGAAUCAACCAUUCGAAGAGUUAACCAGUCCCUCCCUAUAUUUUUCACAAAAAUGGUUCCUUCAUUCUUCUUCAAAGCAGCUGAUUCAUCCUGUAAAUUAUCACUAACAGUAGCAAAGGAUUCGACUUUCUUAUGUGUUUCUGCAAUUGGUUUUGCCGAGUCCUUUGUGAGGACCGUUUUGCAGAUGGGACCGAAACAUGUUGAUAGACUGGAUUUUAGUGACCAUUAUUUGUUUGAUACCAAGGAUAUUGGUAUGCUUCAGAAAAGGCUUAGAGAACUUGAGUUAAAGUUUGCUGUGAAGCCAGUUGUUGUUGUAACUGAAAAGGACUAUGAUAGGUCUCCAGAAGUUCUUAAACAUUUGAAUCCUUAUGAAGUAUUGGUGCUCUGCUCUCAAUUGCAAUUUCUACCUCGCAAAAAACGGACAGAAGAUGAUUUCAAGGAGUUCUUGAGACAGCGUUUGAAGAAAUCCUUGGUGUGAAAGUGAAAAUAUAGAAGUCUGGAAGUAUUUAUAUUCCUAGGUUCACUAGAGAGGCGGGUCUCACGUUGGACCCAGUAUGGAACAAACUAUCCACACUCUGGUAGAACUGUGGAUCUGAGCUUGCUAGCUAGGAUGCCCUAUUUGAUUUGAUGUUGGUAAAGUCGACAUAUUUCUGACUUUGCAGCAUUUUUUAAGCUACUACGGAGUACAGAAUGUGAAACACUGAAUUCUGAAGCCAUUUAUACCAUGGGUGUGCGCCUACAGUCAAGUCGUUGUGAUGAUGUGGAGUUACUAUAUAUGAAGACUAAUGAAAGUUCUCUGAGCCAUUGGAAGUGAAUUGCUAUUUUUUUUUGUUUUUUUUUGGGGGGUUUGAAUUAUGCAUACAGAAUGUUGAUUCUUUGGCCAUGUAGUAGUAUUAUCAAUUAUGCAUGUUGACAUUUGACACACGUCAAAGAUGAGCCGUCAGCAGCUAUUUCAUUUCCAUUCUAGCGCACCGAAAAAUGUUUCCAACCACACGACUGAAACAUCCUUAAAUAUGCGAGGCAUAGAAUAAGAAGAGCGAGAUUUUUGACGGUGUUUGGGUUGGAUGGGA
Messenger RNA from Oldenlandia corymbosa var. corymbosa, 2018 nucleotides. The record is from the annotation of a GenBank genome assembly. Lineage: Eukaryota; Viridiplantae; Streptophyta; Magnoliopsida; Gentianales; Rubiaceae.